GCAGUGACGUUGAGAGCCCUUCAAAGACAGCAUCAAACAAACGAGGCAUCGGCAUCUCCUCUGUUGUUGUCUGUUGUUGCUGCUUGUUGUCAGGCAACUCACAACCCUUCUAUCUAGCUAGUAGCUCUAGUACUGACUCACAGGUACUGACUUUUUGUUAUUAAUAAUGAGCCGCGAUCCGAAAGACGAGGGCAUUGGUCCUUUCUACAACAAUCCUUUGUUGGGUCCAGUGGUCAAGUCCUUUACGGCCCUUCCCGACGUGGCCGGUGGCGGUUGUAUGGAACGCGUUGGAACCGCUGCUGCCAUGGGCUUGACAUUUGGUAUUUUCUACAAUUUGGUGUCGGUCCCGUGGCAACCCGAUCCCGUCGAAUACUUUCCCAAAGGUGUCAUUAAAAUGCGCGACAAUUGGGCGUUUUUUCGAUCCGGAUUUGCCCGUCCCAUGGCGGCCUUUUCGACCGUCGCCAUGACAUAUGCCGGAGUCGAAUGUAUGAUGGAAUCGUUGCGAGAUCCCGAACAGACCAGUCCGCAUUGGAAUUCGGCCGGUGGUGGUUUCGCGGCGGGUAUGGUCAUGGGUGCCAUGACCAAAUCGUUUCCCGUGGCGCUUGUGGCCGGUUUUGUCAAUGGUGCCUUUAUGGGAGGUCUCUCCUUUAAUGGAUUGCAUUACAUUUCCAAUCCUCAUCAAAUGGCCAUGAAAGUCGGAGGAAAAUGGCCCACCCAGUUUCGCGAAUCCAAAGAAUUGGCUGCUCUCAAGGAAAAGUAUCCCGAAUAUAAAGAUUUGUAAGUCAUUCAAUUGCAUAUCCAUUGCAAUGGAUGGACGAUGAGGAGAAACAGCAAACUAUUAAGAUGGCAAGGACCGUCACCCCCCAAAAGAUAGUGCGUUAAAAAUUUCUACAGUAAGUAAUUACAUGAAUGUGUGUC
Molecule: messenger RNA, 918 nt
Organism: Seminavis robusta
Lineage: Eukaryota; Bacillariophyta; Bacillariophyceae; Naviculales; Naviculaceae
Source: the annotation of a GenBank genome assembly